Molecule: messenger RNA, 1149 nt
Organism: Brettanomyces bruxellensis
Lineage: Eukaryota; Fungi; Ascomycota; Pichiomycetes; Pichiales; Pichiaceae
Exons: 1
Coding region: 1-1149 (382 amino acids)
Biological process (GO): DNA-templated DNA replication; DNA repair
Cellular component (GO): Elg1 RFC-like complex; Ctf18 RFC-like complex; DNA replication factor C complex
Molecular function (GO): DNA binding; DNA clamp loader activity; ATP hydrolysis activity
Source: RefSeq, a predicted model, not a curated record
AUGUCGCUUUGGGCAGAUAAGUACAGACCUAAGACUUUGGGUCAGCUCACAUACCAUCCAGACAUAUCGAAAAAGUUGAAGUUGCUUGCGAAAUCGGGCGAUUUCCCACAUAUACUAAUGUAUGGCCCAUCUGGAGCCGGAAAGAAAACCAGAUGUAUGUCAUUGUUGCAUGAGCUAUACGGUUCUGGUGUGGAUAGACUUAAGGUGGAUGUGAAAACAUUCCAAACUCCAAGUGGAAGAAAAUUGGAAUUUAACGUGAUAUCAUCUCCAUUCCACAUGGAAAUAACACCGAGCGACAUGGGAAAUAACGACAGGAUCGUUAUUCAGGAGCUUUUGAAGGACAUUGGGCAGACGGAGAGUAUCGACUUUGCUGGUCUUUUGAAAGGUGAGGAUACAAAAGUUCUUAGCAACAACAAGAAAAGAUUCAAGGUGGUGAUCAUAAACGAAGCGGAACAGCUCAGCAGGGAUGCACAGGCAGCGUUGAGAAGGACAAUGGAGAAGUUCUCGGCAAACAUCAGAUUGGUGUUGAUCUGCACAUCGACAUCCAACAUCAUUGAUCCUAUCAAAUCUAGAACUUUGGCCAUCCGAGUUGGUCUACCCAGCAUUGAUGAAUGUGGACAGGUGCUUGAGACAAUUCUCAGCCACGAGAGCAUGGCCAGAAAAGAGUUCCCGUCCGAUCAAUCAGAGAGAUACGAAAUAUACAGACACAUCGCCGAUGCGUGUAACCAAAACUUGAGGAUGGGAAUUAUGAUGCUUGAGGCUUUAUAUAUGAACAACGACAAAGUCACACCCACAACUGCGGUCAUCAGACCAGACUGGCAGCUUGUGAUCGAGGAGUUAGCCCGGGGAAUACUCAAAGACCGCAGUGUUUCAAAGCUCCAGCAGACCAGAUCGGUCUUGUACGAAUUGCUAGCACAUGCAAUACCGGCAAGUCUAAUCUUAAAGGGGCUAACACUCGAGCUCUGGCGUGACAUUGAUGCCUUUGCGGGUAUCAAGAACCGCGACCAGACGAAAGCAGAGGUGGUUGAGGCUGCAUCGGUCUUUGAUGAGAGGUUAAGUUUGGGAUCCAAGGACAUUUUCCACCUAGAAGGCUUUGUGACUCGAGUUAUGGUUGUUGUUGAGGGAGACGUGAGUGGAGAAACGAGGUAG